Molecule: messenger RNA, 2985 nt
Organism: Octodon degus (degu)
Lineage: Eukaryota; Metazoa; Chordata; Mammalia; Rodentia; Octodontidae
Gene: Cd5l
Product: CD5 molecule like
Exons: 6
Coding region: 385-1446 (353 amino acids)
Cellular component (GO): membrane
Source: RefSeq, a predicted model, not a curated record
CGGCCACUUGCCUUUCCCCAUGAGAGCUGUUUGCCUUGCUUAUACAGUGAAGAAGUGAAGCAGAGAUGGGAGGAGCUUGGCUCACAGCAGAAGCAAAUCAGAGCAGCUUGUUUACUUUUAUUUACAUAUAUAUAUUUUUUCUCUCUAUCUGUUCAGUUACCUCCCUUCCUCUAGAUUCUAAACAUGCUGAAUUCAGCAAAUCCAGCUAUAAGUUCUGUCUUUUGGGUCCUUGUUACUUACUAGUCAUCUGAUAAGGCUUCUGUUGCACACAAGGACCAGCCUCUUUUCCUCCUCUUAGCCCACUCAUAACCAAAGCUGAGUACUACUGCUCAGGGCCUACUUUCAGCUUUAAGUUUCAACUUUUCACUUUUGGCUGUCCAGAUCAUGGCUCUGCGGUUCACCUUGGUCCUUGCCAUUUUCACCGGACCUGGCCUCUCAGAGACUCCUCCUAGAGUACGACUGGUGGGAGGUCCCCACCGCUGUGAAGGGCGAGUAGAGGUGGAGCGGAAUGGCCAGUGGGGCACUGUGUGUGAUGACGGCUGGGACCUGGAGGAUGUGGCUGUGGUGUGCCGAGAGCUGGGCUGUGGAGCAGCCAAGACAUCCCCUAGCGGCACUGUGUAUGGGCCUUUGGCAGAAAAUAAUCAGAAUGUCCUCAUUCAAAAUGUCAAGUGCAAUGGGAUGGAAAACACACUGGCCCAAUGUGAACAAGAUGAAGAUGUUUAUGGUUGUGGACAUGAAGAGGAUGCAGGGGCAUCAUGUGAGAAUCCAGAAAGCUCUUUAGCUCCAGAGUCAGAGAUCCCUUUCUCCCUCGUCCCAGAGAGCGUGCGGCUGUCAGGUGGCCCUGGACGCUGUGCUGGGCGAGUGGAGGUGCGGCAUGCGAGCCGGUGGAGCACGGUGUGCAAAGCGGGCUGGGGCCUCCCGGCUGCGAAAGUGCUGUGUCGGCAGCUGGGCUGCGGGAGGGCCCUGAUGGCCGUAGGCCAAUGCAGCAGCUCUGUCGAGGGGCGAGGAUCUAUCUGGAUGAGCAAGAUGAAAUGCUCAGGAAAAGAAGCAACCAUUCAGGAUUGCACUUCCGGGCCUCUGAAGGACAACUGUACCCACUAUGACGACACGUGGGUGGAAUGUGAAGAUGCCAUUCAGCUGAAGCUUGUAGGAGGAGACGGCAUUUGCUCUGGGCGGUUGGAGGUGUGGCACAAGAAAAAAUGGGGCACUGUCUGCGAUGAUAGUUGGGGAGCAAAGGAAGACCAGGUGGUAUGCAAACAGCUGGGCUGUGGGAAGCCCCUUAUCUCACCCUCUAGGAAGAGAUAUGGUCCUGGAGUUGGCCGCAUCUGGCUGGAUGAUGUUCGUUGCUCAGGGAAGGAGCAGUCUCUCGACCAGUGCAAGCACAGGUUUUGGGGGUAUCAUGACUGUGACCAUACGGAAGACGUAGGUGUGACCUGCUCAGAAUAGUAUCCUGGCCAUCAUGAGCUUUUCACCUGGCCUCUGUUGGCCCUGCACAUCCCCUGGUUCUGCAUGUGAGCUCUAAUUAUCCUAGUGGUGACACUGGGCCCCAGACUUCUGCCACUGCUCCUUCUGCUUCUCAAGAAUUUGAAUCCUGGACUUAGAUCCUGACCUAGCAACAAGAACGACCCCAUUGCUGCUGGGAGAUAUGAGCUGUUGAAUUCUCUGGUUGAAGAAAAUAAGCUUUGCAUUGCUCUUUGCUCAUCCUUAAUCCCUUGGCAUUGCUUGUGGCUCAUUUUCUUUUCCCACCUGCCUGCUGUCCCAGUGUCUGCCACUUGGACCAGAUUUGUAAGCCAUUGUUAAGGCAAUAGCUAUGUCUAUAAACCGCAUCAGAGGAAGGAAUCCCUCAAAAGAACAUUUUAAAGGGCAUAUGGGUAGGCAAGCUUUUGGAAUCUGAGAAAACAGUCUUUUUGAGCUCUUGUUAUCAAGCUUUAGCUGGUCAUAGCAAAUGAUAACACCUCCUUACUUUGCUAUUUCUUGGGGAAUGUGGACGAGUCUUUCAGCCUCAGAGCAAUGUCCUUUAGCUCUAGACCUUUGUGUGACAUUUAGCAAAAAUUGUUUUCCCUCUGAAUAUUCUAGUAAAAUACCUUUGUUUUCCACUUCUGUGCCACCUGCCAACAUGGUUGGCAUUUAACAAAAGGAAUCUCACAAAUGCAUCUUACUUUAGCCAAAGGAAAAGAUAUUUGUUAAUGAGAAAAGGUCAGAAGAGAGGGAGAAGGAGGCUGGGGAGGGCUACUGUUGUGUCUUACAGUACUCAGAAAGUAUCAUUUCCAUUUUAUCAGCAGAGACUUUGGAGCCUGUAAAUUUGAGGCAAGAUAGAGUGAUAUUUGGGACAGCAUCAAAGUUUAAUUGUAAAUCUCAACAACUUUAGAUUUUGAGGUUAAGCUGACACUGAUACUAGGGCUAGGUUUACCCUCUCUAAUACACUGAAUCUCAAAAUCUCACCAGUUGCCUGAAUGAUAUAUCUUUUUUGCUUACUGUGAAGCAAAUAAGUCAGCUCCUCAGUGAAGAGAUUUUGGACAGGAUUAGCUAGAAGAGAAUCUUCCAGAAAAUGCAACCAUAUGUAGAGAACAGCUCUCCUCCAGAUAAGGAAAUUCUUCUUAUUUCCUAUUCUGCUAUAUGGACCUAAUUCUGCCACCCUUGUCCUUAUUUUUAUAACAUAAUCUUGUUUUAUGUUUAAUUACCAUGUUUUAAUUGUGCUUAUUAAUGAGGCUGAGUGUGAUAUUUCAACACAUGCAUGUAGUAUGCGCCGAUCAAAUCCAAUGUCUCUUUAUCCACCUUGCCCACCUUUGUCCUUCCCAAACUCUCAUAAUCACUAUUGUACAUUUAGGUGUACUUUUGUUCAAUUCCCACAUGUGAGAAAGAACAUGCAAUACUUACCUUUCUUUGCUUGGCUUGUGUCAUUUAGCCUAUUUUCCUCUGCUUAGAUCCAUUUUCCUGCAGCAUUUCAUUUUUUAUGGCUGGAUAAAAUACCUAUGUUCAUAAUGC